This is a messenger RNA of Nematolebias whitei (Rio pearlfish), 879 nucleotides long. Its product is annotated as myosin-7. Gene Ontology annotation, biological process: actomyosin structure organization; peptidyl-threonine phosphorylation. Gene Ontology annotation, molecular function: protein serine/threonine kinase activity. Gene Ontology annotation, cellular component: cytoplasm; cytoskeleton; myosin complex. The record is from RefSeq and is a predicted model, not a curated record. NCBI's taxonomy places the organism in Eukaryota, Metazoa, Chordata, Actinopteri, Cyprinodontiformes, Rivulidae. Bases 1 to 879 code for a protein of 292 amino acids. The transcript is spliced from 6 exons.
AUGUUUCUGUUUACUUUUAAGGAUGCUCAGCUCCAGCUUGAUGAAGCUCUGCGAGCCAAUGAUGAUAUGAAGGAAAACAAUGCUAUUAUUGAGAGACGCAACAACCUGCUUCAGGCUGAGGUAGAGGAACUCAGAGGUGCAUUAGAGCAAACUGAACGAAGCCGUAAACUUGCUGAGCAAGAGCUGCUGGAUGUUAGCGAGAGGGUGCAGCUGCUGCACUCACAGAACACCAGCCUGAUAAACCAUAAGAAGAAACUGGAGGCAGAUGCAGUCCAGCUUCAAACUGAGGUGGAGGAGGCAGUGCAGGAGUGCAGAAAUGCUGAAGAGAAGGCCAAGAAGGCCAUCACUGAUGCUGCCAUGAUGGCAGAGGAGCUGAAGAAAGAGCAGGACACCAGCGCUCACCUGGAGCGUAUGAAGAAGAACAUGGAGCAAACCAUCAAAGACCUGCAGCACCGUCUGGAUGAAGCUGAGCAGAUCGCCAUGAAGGGAGGCAAGAAGCAGGUGCAGAAGCUCGAGGCCAGGGUCAGGGAGCUCGAGAAUGAAGUGGAAAGUGAACAGAAAAAAGCCAGUGAUGCAAUAAAAGGAGUAAGAAAGUAUGAAAGACGUAUCAAGGAACUUACCUAUCAGACUGAAGAAGACCGCAAGAAUCUAGCACGCCUUCAAGAUUUAGUGGACAAGCUUCAGCUUAAAGUCAAAACGUAUAAGAAAUCUGCAGAGGAGGCUGAGGAGCAGGCCAACAAUAAUCUCACCAAGUUCCGCAAGAUUCAACACGAGCUCGAUGAAGCUGAAGAGAGAGCUGACAUCGCAGAGUCUCAGGUCAACAAGCUACGUGCUAAAAAUCGUGAUGUUGGGGCCAAGAAAGGACUUGAUGAAGAAUAA